UCCCAUUUUCGUUAUUCCUUCUCCUUUCCCCAAAAGGCCACCCUUCUCCUUAUUCCUUUCCUUCCCCGAAACGGCAUCCUCAGUAUUAAUAUAACAGAUCGCUCUUCCACUCGAAUUCUCCAACCCCAUCAAAGUCAAACAAAAAAAAAAUCUCUCAUUUCCCAACUUCUCAUCGGCAAUGUCGAAUCAAAGAUUAAAUGGAAAAGUAGCUCUUAUAACCGGCGGCGCUAGCGGGAUCGGGGAAGAAACGGCGAGAGUAUUCGCAGAAAACGGCGCGAUCGUAGUAAUCGCCGACAUCCAAGACGAACUAGGCGAAAAGGUCGCAAGGGAAAUCGGCGAAAACAAGGCGAGUUUCCACCACUGCGACGUGAGAAACGAGGAAGACGUGGAGAAAACGGUGAAAUUCACGGUGGAAAAACACGGGGUAUUAGACAUUCUGUUCAGCAACGCGGCGGUGAUGGGUCCACUGACCGGAAUCUUGGAACUGAACAUGGAGGAGUUCGAGAACACGAUGAGAAGCAACGUGAAAGGGGUGACGGCCACGAUAAAGCACGCAGCAGGUGAGAUGGUGAAGAGAAAGACACGAGGGUCGAUUAUAUGCACAGCCAGCGUGGCAGCCACGUUGGGUGGGGUGGGGCCGUUUGGGUACACGGUGGCGAAGAACGCAGUGGUGGGUGUGGUGAAAGCGGCUUGUGGGGAGUUGGGGAAAUAUGGGAUAAGAGUGAACGGGGUUUCUCCUUACGGGGUAGCUACACCGAUGACAUGUGGGAGUUAUAAUAUGAGUGUGGAGGAAGCGGAGGAGGGUACGAGUGCGUUGGCGAAUUUGAAAGGGAUUGUUUUGAAUUGUCGACAUGUCGCUGAGGCAGUUUUGUUUUUGGCCUCCGAUGAGUCGGUUUAUGUUAGUGGACAUAAUUUAGCUGUUGAUGGUGGCUUUACCGUCGUUUGUGCUGCUGCUAAUUCCAAUCCUACCCUUUGAAUUUUCCAAUACCAUUAAGAAUUUUGAACUUUUUAUUUUCAAUAAUUAUGCUGUCUCAUUAAUGUUUUGAGUUGAGGAUAUGUUAUGUUCUUAUAAUUAUUGGUUGGAUUAAUGAAAAGUAAAUCUUGUUUUUAAAA
This is a messenger RNA of Cucumis sativus (cucumber), 1113 nucleotides long. RefSeq names its product short-chain dehydrogenase reductase 3b. NCBI's taxonomy places the organism in Eukaryota, Viridiplantae, Streptophyta, Magnoliopsida, Cucurbitales, Cucurbitaceae. The record is from RefSeq and is a predicted model, not a curated record. The coding region runs from base 179 to 976 and encodes 265 amino acids. The transcript has 2 exons.